CCAAAUCCGGUCUCCUAAGCUGCAGCUGCUUCCCUUUGCAGGGAUGAAUGGCUCUGGGAGGGAAGAUAUCUGGUGAGCAUUCCCCGCCUAGCCCAGGGCAUGCCCCAGUUCACUUUCGCCUGUUUCUGUGGUCUUCACGGCUUCUGCAAGAUGAAGAGGAAGAAGGAAGACAUUCAAAGAGAGCGGGAAACAGCGGUGUGA
This is a messenger RNA of Chionomys nivalis (European snow vole), 201 nucleotides long. RefSeq names its product BLACAT1 overlapping LEMD1 locus (gene Blacat1). The coding region runs from base 100 to 201 and encodes 33 amino acids. The transcript is spliced from 2 exons. The record is from RefSeq and is a predicted model, not a curated record. Lineage: Eukaryota; Metazoa; Chordata; Mammalia; Rodentia; Cricetidae.